CUGCCAUCCUUGCUACCACGCUGACAGCCUUGGCGGCAUCCAACCACUCCUUCAAUCCAUGUCGAGUCUUCCUUUUCAUCAAUCAUGAUAUUACGCAAGCGGCCGCGAUGAUUUAGACUUCUGCCAUCUUGUGAAGUUGACAAUCUUUGCCGCUUUGACAACCCCCCAACAGCUUCCAUCGCCUGCCCGCGACAAUGGCAACGAUCACGAGGCAGGUCACGCAGAUGGUGACGACCACUGUCACAGCAGCAACAUCUACCAGUACCGCCAGAGCACCUGCGCAGGCGGGUAUCUUCGAAGGCGCUGAUCCGUCUGUCUACAAUGCCAGUAAUCCAAUCAUCCUGUUCAUCAUCCAAGCAUCCAUCAUCCUCAUCUUCUGUCGUAUACUCCACUACCCGCUCUCCCUCCUCCGCCAACCACGCGUCAUCGCCGAAGUCAUCGGCGGCAUCCUACUCGGCCCCUCCGUAAUGGGUCGCAUCCCAGGCUUCACCGACGCCAUCUUCCCCCCCGCCUCCAUCCCCAAUCUCUCCCUCGUCGCGAAUCUCGGCCUCGUGCUGUUCCUCUUCCUCGUCGGCCUGGAAGUCGACCUGAGGUACUUUGUCAGCAAUUGGAAACUCGCCGUCAGUGUUGGCGUGGCGGGCAUGUCGUUGCCGUUUGGACUCGGCUGCGCGAUUGCUUGGGGUUUGUACCAUCAGUUUCACGAGGAUCCGGAUUUGCAGCCGAUUGCUUUUGGGACGUAUAUGCUUUUCAUUGGCAUUGCCAUGGCGAUUACGGCCUUUCCCGUCCUCUGUCGGAUUCUCACGGAGUUGAAGUUGCUUUCCACCCCCGUUGGCGUGAUUGUGCUAUCUGCUGGGGUUGGGAAUGACGUGGUCGGCUGGAUCCUGCUCGCGCUUUGCGUUGCUUUGGUCAAUGCGCAAAGCGGCGUCACGGCGGUUUGGGUGCUUCUGACUGGCGUGGGAUACGCAUUGUUCCUUUCCCUCGCGGUUCGUCCGGCUUUUCUAUGGAUCCUCCGUCGAAGUAGAGCUCUCCAAGAUGGCCCUUCGCAAGGGAUUAUCGCGCUCACCCUCCUCAUGGCUCUGUCAAGUGCCUUUUUCACAGGAGUUAUCGGCAUCCACCCCGUCUUCGGAGCCUUUAUGGCCGGCCUGAUCUGCCCUCACGACGGCGGCUUCGCAAUCAAAGUGACUGAGAAGAUCGAAGAUCUCGUCGGCGCCCUCUUCCUCCCGCUCUACUUCACCCUCUCCGGGCUGUCGACCAACUUGGGCCUGCUCGACAACGGCAUCACCUGGGCCUAUGUGAUUGGCGUCAUCGGUAUCGCGUUUAGCGCCAAGUUCAUCGGCUGUGCAUUCGCUGCGCGGGCGAACGGGCUCGUCUGGAGAGAGUCGUUCACCAUCGGAGCGCUGAUGUCCUGCAAAGGCUUGGUGGAGCUGAUCGUGCUCAACAUCGGUCUCCAAGCCAAGAUUCUGAGCACGCGGACAUUCACCAUUUUUGUGGUCAUGGCGCUCGUGACGACUUUUGCGACUACGCCGUUGACGCGCGCUCUUUACCCGCCCUGGUAUCAGCGGAAGCUGGAAGCGUGGAAACGAGGGGAGAUUGAUUGGGAUAGUGGGGCGCCGCUGAAUGCCGAGAGACAGGACUCCGAGGAUGGGAGUGUGGCAAAGGAGCCGUUAGAAAGAGUGCACCCAACACACGCGAACGAGGAAGAGAAGGAGAGUACAGAGCAAGCUGUUCGAAAAGCGCGACCACUGGAAGUGCACGGCAUGCGGUUUGUGGAGCUGAAUGAGAGAAACUCGACUGUGAUGAAGGUCACCGAGGCCGACGAACUCUCGGCCUUCGACCCGGUCAUUAACGCCUUCCGAGUCCUAGGGCAACUCUACAAUCUCGCCGUUUCUGGUGAGGUCGCGAUAUCGACCGAGAGCUCAUUUUCAGAGAGCAUUGUCAAUACAGCGGUAGAGGAAUCGAGCGAUCUCCUGCUGCUACCAUGGAGCGAGUCGGGCAGCAUGAGUGAAUCACUCACCGUGUCGAAAGACGUGGUCAAAGGCAAAGGAACAAACGAUCAGUACAGCAGCUUUGUCAUGCGCACCUUGGAAAUAGCGGAGUGCAACGCGGCGGUAUUUGUGAACAGAGGGUUCGGUGGGACACUCACGCCUCGAUCGUCCACUCUCGAUCGGCGAGUGAGCACGAUGAGCGGACGGGGAUUUCGAGAGCAUAGCACCAACCAGCCGAGUAGGGAUCGUAGUCAUCACAUCUUUGCCCCGUAUUUUGGCGGCGAGGAUGGACGGGCUGGGUUGAGGCUGGUGCUUCAGCUGGCAGAGAAUGCAGAGACUACGGCGACGAUCGUGCACUACCAGAGCGCAAAGGAAGUUUCUCCGACGGACCAGACAGUGAGCAUCAGGCCGAAAAGCGGUCGUGACAGGCUACACAAGACGAAGUCCGCCGCGGAGCGAGAGGAUGACGCAUCGUUCUUCGCGACUCUCCAGCGAUCUCUGCCUUCCGGGCUGGAGAAGCGCGUCGUCUUUGAGACGGCGACGUCAUCGAGUCCUAUUGAAGACGCCGCGGCUGCAGCUCAAGAGGAAGUAGGACGUAAUGUCAAGAACGGCGGAGAUUUGGUGGUCGUGUGUCGGCGGCCGGACGGGAUGACUGGCACUCCAAGCUGUCUGGGCCCGAUUGCUGACGCAAUGCUGGAGAGAGGGGUCAAGGCGAGUUUGCUGGUAGUACAAGCUAGACGGCGGGAUAGCGGGCGGUAGAGUAGACUUGUCGCGUAGACGAUGUGAAUGAGAAACGAUGAUGAUGACCCUGGC
Neohortaea acidophila is the source of this 2798-nucleotide messenger RNA. RefSeq names its product Sodium/hydrogen exchanger family-domain-containing protein. NCBI's taxonomy places the organism in Eukaryota, Fungi, Ascomycota, Dothideomycetes, Mycosphaerellales, Teratosphaeriaceae. Gene Ontology annotation, molecular function: antiporter activity. The transcript is spliced from 4 exons. The record is from RefSeq and is a predicted model, not a curated record. Gene Ontology annotation, cellular component: membrane. The coding region runs from base 195 to 2744 and encodes 849 amino acids. Gene Ontology annotation, biological process: proton transmembrane transport.